GAGAGAUAAAAUAUUGAAAACACAGACAACGGUGGCGUACGUAAGAAAGCCACAUCGUCUCUCUCUCUCUCUCUCUCUCAUAUUCUAUUUAGUUCUGUUUCACUUUCUUCUCUCUCUUCUCCACUCUUUUACUUUCCCAUAGCUCGUAAAUAUUGGUUGAAUUAUCGGCUCCGCAACCAUGAAAUGAUCGCUUAAUACACUGAUAACUUAAUUUAAUUCGUCGAGAUUACUGUGUUUGCUUCUUACUCAAUCGAUAUAUAGUUUUCCGUUGCACAAUUUUUCUUCAUCUCCUGCUAUUCAGAAAAUGGCAGGACAAGUUGUUGGUAAUCGGCCUGCGCCUUCGUUUGAUUUUGUGAUGGUUGAUGGAGACUCUGGUGAUGUAAGCACAUUAGCUGCAUCAUCUCACCAGAUGACCCCAUGGAUUGAUCCAACAACGAUUAAGCUCAGGCACCGGAUUGGGAGAGGGGCUUUUGGUGACGUUUGGCUAGCCACUCAUCACCGCUCGUCUGAGGACCAUGAUGAGUAUCAUGAAGUUGCUGUGAAAAUGUUGCACCCGGUCAAAGAGGAAAACAUUAGAGAUGUAUUGAAUAGGUUGAGCGAUUUGAUUUUUAAGUGUCAAGGGUUAGAUACGGUUUGUUUGCUCUACGGGCUUUCAGUUAUCAAUAAGAGAAUAUGCAUUGUUAUGCAAUUCUACGAGGGCUCAGUUGGAGACAAAAUGGCUCGCCUCAAUGGGGGGAAGCUGUCGCUUGGGGAUGUUCUGAGGUAUGGAGUGGAUCUGGCUCAGGGAAUAAUGGACCUGCAUGCGAAAGGGAUCCUUAUUCUCAACCUCAAACCUUAUAAUUUCCUGUUGAAUAGUAACGACGGGGCAGUUGUUGGAGAUAUUGGUAUCCCUUAUGUGUUGUUAGGGAUUCCAUUGCCUAGUACAGACAUGGCUCGAAGACUUGGCACUCCGACCUAUAUGGCUCCGGAGCAAUGGCAGCCAGAAAUAAGAGGUCCUAUAUCUGUUGAGACUGAUUCGUGGGGAUUUGGUUGCAGUAUAUUGGAGAUGCUUACUGGAACACAGCCGUGGAGUGGUAAAUCGGUUGAGGAGAUAUACAAGUUAGUCGUGACAAAGCAAGAAAAACCUCAUAUUCCCAGCGGCCUCCCUCCUGCAGUCGAGAAUGUCAUUUUUGGUUGUUUUGAGUACGACUUCAGGAGCCGCCCUGUGAUGGCAGAUAUUUUACAUGCUUUCAAGAGUUCGCAGAAUGCAGUUUCCCAGGACGGAAGCUGGACAGGUCUCGGAAGUAGAAUGAUCAGAGACAAGCCGGGUGGUGGUGGGUAUACAGAGUGGUUCCUUGCGAAGGAUCACCUGCAAAUCGGGGAUGUGGUCCGGUCUAGGAAAGCCCCAAACUCAUGCAGCCCCAAAAAUAUGGAUGUGCCCGAAGGGGCUGUGGUGGGUUUGGAACGGGAUACGGACCAAGAUGGAUAUGUCCUGGUGAGGGUGCAUGGAGUUCAUGAUCCGAUACGGGUUCAUGUUUCUGCAUUGGAACGAGUCACUUUUGGCCUGGCUGCAGGCGACUGGGUUCGCCUAAAGAAAGAAGAGAAGAAGCAGUCGCCCGUUGGUGUCCUUCAUUCAGUACACCGCGAUGGAAGUGUAGCUGUUGCGUUUAUAGGACUGGAGACCCUAUGGAAGGGUGAGUAUUCGCAGUUGGAGAUGGCGAAACCUUAUUGUACGGGGCAGUUCGUGAAGCUUAAGUCGAGCGUGUUCAGCCCGCGAUUCGAUUGGCCUCGUAGGCGAGGGGGUGACUGGGCGACCGGCCGGGUUUGUCAAGUGCUGCCUAACGGGUGCCUCGUUGUCAAGUUCCCCGGCAGGCUGAGCAUAGGGAAAGAGGACACGAGUUGCCUCGGCGAUCCAGCCGAAGUCGAGCUCGUCUCGUUCGAGACCUCCCCCGGGCUGGUGAAGAAGUAUCAACAUCUAGAGGACUUCCACUGGGCCGUGAGGCCACUGUUGAUCGCGUUGGGGCUGUUUACCGCCAUGAAAAUGGGACUCUUUGUCGGAAAGAAGGUCGGGAGAGGAGGCCGGUUGAAGGUAAAGGAUCCUCUGUUCCAAAACGACGUUCAUGUUGCCAACGCCGGCGACGGCAACGGCAGCGGAAACGCGGCGUGGCGUCCGCCGAAGGUGGCUAACAUUUUCAGGUGAUGGCUCUUUACCAAAGAACCCAACUGUGAAAUCUGCAUAGUAGCUGUACAUGAACAGGAAUGGAAGCAAAGUUGAUGAGUUGGAAACCAUCAAUUUCUCUCUGAAUUAGCAAAUUAUAGGAACUCGACUUUGUAUGUGUGAAUAUAUUUGUUGAUGGAUGUCUUUUCUUUUCCUUAUUUA
Salvia miltiorrhiza (redroot sage) is the source of this 2359-nucleotide messenger RNA. Its product is annotated as E3 ubiquitin-protein ligase KEG. Lineage: Eukaryota; Viridiplantae; Streptophyta; Magnoliopsida; Lamiales; Lamiaceae. The record is from RefSeq and is a predicted model, not a curated record. Gene Ontology annotation, biological process: protein phosphorylation. Gene Ontology annotation, molecular function: ATP binding; protein kinase activity. The coding region runs from base 305 to 2179 and encodes 624 amino acids. The transcript is spliced from 5 exons.